This is a messenger RNA of Exophiala oligosperma, 3245 nucleotides long. RefSeq lists its product as uncharacterized. The record is from RefSeq and is a predicted model, not a curated record. Bases 857 to 2977 code for a protein of 706 amino acids. Lineage: Eukaryota; Fungi; Ascomycota; Eurotiomycetes; Chaetothyriales; Herpotrichiellaceae. The transcript has 2 exons. Gene Ontology annotation, molecular function: mannosyltransferase activity.
GUAGGCACCCUUGUCGAGAAGUGGGGUUUCUUAUCUGGCUUUUUGACAGGAAAACGUCCUAAAGCAGGAACCCGGAUAUUAAAAACAUCUCCUUGAUCUCAAGCCAGGAUUGCACAUGGUUUUCCGAUAAAAACCCCGCCGGGCAAAAACCAAGAUGUUUGCUUCGAAAAAAGAUGUCUGUAAGAGUCUGUGUGACCUCUUCAAGAAUCAUUGAAAGUCAACCAAUAAACAGUUCUGAUUCGGAAUGGAUCGAGACAAAAAAAAUACGUCGUUCUUCCAGAGAGACGAUGGCAUCCGCUGCAGAUAAACAUGAACCAAGCUUAUCGCACCACGUCUCAGUCGACCUCACUAGGCAUAGACCCUGAAACCUGGCGGUCGAUUUGAUAACCAUCCGAGGCUAACUUCAUCCCUAGUUGUGCCUAUCAUUUCGACAUGGUCUGGCCACACCGCGCUUCUUUUGUGUCCUUACUCGUACGGUGCAAAGACAGAACGCACUUACGGAUACAGCGUGCAAUCUCCGCAGGCUUAUGGCCUGUCGACCAGGACUGUAUUGAUGGAUCCGUGGUUCCUGACCGAGUUGGGCGAUGGCGUUAUGCCAUCACCCUUGGCCACCCCUUGCCGAUGUACUCAUCAUAUCGUUCCUAGCUUGGAAGAUUCCCUCCCUUGUGUUGAAAAUGAUUCAUGCCACCCUGCCAAAUGAGGCUGGAAUCUCACUUGGAAUGUCCCUUGGGUCUGGCUCAAGAAAGAGUGCCCCAACGCGUCGCGAACCAUGCCACACCUGAGACUACGCAGCCCACUUGAUAAAGUGCUUUGCAUCCGUCUCUGCUCGUGAGAUCAACUGGGCGCAAACGGGAAAAUGCCUCUGCCAUUCUUUGACGGUGUUUCGGCUCCUGCAAAGGUGCAGAGGGCGAGCUUCUUCGCCUUGGCCACUAUCUUGUUCAUCUUCUUUUUCGAAUCGUCAUUUUUCCCUCAUGUCCACGUACUGAAACUCCGAAACGCCAAGGCUGAGCGAGCGCGGACGGAAUACUAUCUGCAAUGGGGUGCAUUUGAACCAAUGCCAAUAGCGGGGUUCGUGAAUACUGGACUGCCCGGGAAGAGGUCAUGCGACGCACUCAAACACAAUUCGACAGUCGGUGUUCAAAAGAGCUUUUUCCUCAAUGACAAUGUGAAGCAGAUUGCAAUGUCCCUCGAUGCUCACCCUGUUGUCGAUUACCCGGACGACCUCAUGCGCGACCCUAACCUGUCGGUCGAAGACGUUAUCGACCGGACUUGGACACGAAUGUCGGGUUCCAGUGUUUGGCUACCGGAUCAAAACGUCUACCUGUCAGUGACCAGAGUCAUCUUUUGUCCUAGUCAAACAUGGUCGGUACCGAAGAUGAGCUUCCUUCGGGGACAGUUAUUCAAUGAGGAUUGGGAACACCUGGAGAACUACAACAUUACUUGGGGUGGUAAGCAACUGAAUUUCCCCAUGGUAUUCGACAUUCCUGCGCAAUGGGAGGAGGGUGGAGAGUUAUACGGACCUGAAGAUCCUCGUGUCAUCCUUGAAGAUGGCGUCGAGGGUGCCGAACCAGUUGUGACCUUCAACAUGAUUGCCAAACAAUCGAAUUGGAAGCGAGCUAUCUACGUAUUUCGACCUUUCAGUAAUCACACUACCAUCCUCACUAUUCGAGACAGGGAGCGAGCCGACACCGAGAAGAAUUGGGCGCCAUUUUUUAUACCUGAAGAGGAAGUGUUUCCUCCGAGCCUGGCCAGCAAACUCCACCUACCGCUGUCUACCACUGUUCGCAAGCCAAGUGAAUAUAUUCACUUUAUCUAUUCGUUCAAGCCUCUGCAUAUCUUGAAGUGUCAUUUGCGUUGCGGAGAUUGUGAGCUUGUAUUCACCCAAACUCUGCCCGAGACCUUUUCGAACCGACACAAGGAACAUGGUGGCAGCUUGCGUGGGGGGACAAAUUUUGUUCCUGUUCCCAUUCCCGAAAGCAUGGGCUUGGACCGAAAACUGCGCGUGUACGCAGCAUUCCCACGAACGAACAUCGAAGGUCAUUGUGGUGGGAGUUUCUAUCGUCCAGAAUUCGUCAUCCUGGUCAAUAUCAGAGCACAUUUUCAUCUUGCUUUUGCCAGCGAGUCGUUGGACUUUGGUACGUCUCUGGUCGAACUUGGACCUCAAGACGAUCGGUGUAACAAAGGGAGAAUCCUCAUUCCGAUGAGUAUCGCACAGUGGGACACGAGUCAUCGCCAGGAUAUCAUGACCGUGACCUUCAGCAUUGAUGAUUCAACGGUUCAGGUCGCUCGGGUCCAAGGUCUUCUAAAGUAUAUCUUACACCUCCCUCAGUUCAAGACAUUAUUCAAGAAGGACGGAUUCCUUAAAGGUGAAGAAGCUGAGGUCAUGAACAUGCUGUCUUCCUGGGCAGGUGACGAUGUUCGUGGAUGUCUUGUCGAGGCUGCUCUGAAUUACACAGAGGCCCAACAUGAAAUCACGCACCCGAAAGAUCAUAAAGAUGAGCUCGACCCCUCGAAAGAACUCUUGCGCAAGAUCUAUGAAGAACAGCAAAGGGAAGAAAAAGGCGAAGCCCCGAACCAAGACAACGGGGACGAGGGUGAGGAGAGAGAGGAGAAAGAAGAAGAGAAGGAAGAGGAUGUAAAGGAUGAGAACAAAGAUCAUGACAAGGAAGAGGAGGAAAACCAAGAUGAGCACCCAGAGGAAAACCAGGAUGGCGAUCCCGGCAUUCCAGAUCUCGAGCAAGGAACACUUGACCCCGACGUCAUGGAGGCAUUGGAGAGGGAGGGAGAUAACAAGGAGAAGUCCCAAAACGAGGUUGAAGUUGAUAAAGAAUCCGAACCAUCCGAGGAGGACAAUGAUCAGAAAAACGAAGAGCAUGAAGAUCCAACCGAGGAAAAGCAUAAAGCAAGUAAGGAGACAUCCGAUCGAAAACGGCAUCGACGUCGCCAUCAACACCAUAGUGACAGACUUGCGCGCUGAACCUUGGAGACAAUCAAUCUAAACAACAUCCUCUUAGUUGGUGUGACAGGUGGAUGGACAGUUGAUGAUGAAUAUUUUGCCCUGCACAGUCAUCGACAGGGGCGUGUGUUUGUUUGUCAGAUCUUUCUGGAUUUGUUUCAGUCAUCGCUAUUUGACUCAUAUACGUGUGAGAGGCGUUGUUAUUUACUGUACAUCAGCUAACGGUUUUGAAUUACGAAGCUACAUGAGAUCCUUGUCAUGGAUAUCGCGAUGGAGUUGAACAUGUAUC